This is a messenger RNA of Quercus lobata, 1719 nucleotides long. Its product is annotated as RTF2 RING-finger protein. Gene Ontology annotation, molecular function: protein binding. The transcript has 2 exons. Gene Ontology annotation, cellular component: nucleus. Lineage: Eukaryota; Viridiplantae; Streptophyta; Magnoliopsida; Fagales; Fagaceae. The coding region runs from base 345 to 1475 and encodes 376 amino acids. The record is from RefSeq and is a predicted model, not a curated record. Gene Ontology annotation, biological process: mitotic DNA replication termination.
CUCUUGUUCUUUCCUCUAAAGUUUUUGCCCCUAUCUCUCUAACAUCGUCACACUCGGCUGAGAAUCAAAGGCGCCAAGAUCAUUACUUUCUGGAAAAAAAAAAAAAAAGAGGUAAAAGCCAAGGAAGCUCUAUUGUGCAUGGUGUCACUCAUCUAGACAAGAAGGGAGGGGAGCUGGACCCGUAUAUAAUAGCUUCGGCUGCGCGGCUAACCGAACUUCUUUCACACCCAGUUCGUCACCGACCCUGCGAUCACAAAUCAGAAAAUCCAAUUCUGCCAAAUUCCCAAACCCUAACAAAUCCAAUUCCCCUCCAAAUCUUCAAACCCUAAUCUCCCAUCUAUACAAUGACUCUCCAAAUCUUCAUCCAAUCCCUUGAUCCCCAAAUCCCCACAAAAACCCUAACCCUAACCCCAACCCCAAAUCAAACCCUAUACAACCUCAAGCUCUCUCUCCUCUCAACCCAAUCCCUCUCUUCCUUCUACUUCACCCUCAAUGGCAAAACCCUCCCUGACUCAACCCCUCUCCAAGUUCCCCAAAUUGCCCCUCUCUCCACCCUUAUUUUACACCCCAGACUCCCCGGCGGAGGCGGCGAUGGUGGUGCGACUGGGGCCGAGUCCCGCGACUGCUAUCUCCACAUGUACGACGAAAAGAAACCUGAUAAGGCUGACCCGAAUGAGCAGAGGCUCUCCAAGUGGUCCAAUUGUGCUCUCUCCAAUGAGCCCUUGAGGGAGCCUUGUGUUAUCGAUAAGCUCGGUAAUGUGUUCAACAAGGAAGCUUUGGUUGAGGCUUUGUUGGGGAAGAAGUUGCCCAAGGCAUUUGGGCAUAUCAAAGGGUUGAAGGAUAUGAUUACGGUUAAGCUGUCGAUGAUUCCCGGGGCAGAAUUAGAUGAGAAUGUGCAUGAUGGGACGCGGUUUGAAUGCCCAAUUACGGGUCUUGCGUUUAAUGGGAAGUAUAAGUUUUUGGCUUUGAGGAAUUGUGGGCAUGUUUUGAGUGCCAAGGCUUUGAAGGAGGUUAAGUCCUCGGCGUGCCUUGUGUGCCAUGAGGAGUUUAAGGAAUCAGAUAAGCUUGUGAUCAAUGGGAGUGAAGAGGAGGUGGCGGUGUUGAGGGAGAGGAUGGAGGAGGAGAAGGCGAAGACAAGGGAGAAAAAGACAAAGAAGGUGAAGAAUGGGGAGAUGGGUUUGAAUGGAGAAGAGGGUAUUGGAUUGGAGGCUUCACGGGUGAGUGGUAAGAAGCAUGGGAUCGAUGUGAAGGCUGUGGAGAAGGUUUCGGGUAAAGUGGAGGGAAAUGGGAAGGUUGUGAAUGGUGAGGUUGGUGUUAAGGGAGUUGGUAAUGGCGCAGUGAAGCGGUUUAAGGCAGUGGAUUUGGCACCGGCUAAUGCUACGAAGGAAGUGUAUGCUUCGAUAUUUACAUCGUCAAGGAAGUCGAAUUUUAAGGAAACGUAUUCAUGUAGAUCACUGCCGCUUGGUAGGAACUGAUUGGUUGUAUGGAGUAUGAUGGUGUCUUCCUUUUUAUGGUAACUUUGGGUUUUUUUUUUUUUUUUUUUUUUUUUUUUUUUUUUUUUUAUUAAUGUUCUAUUGUAAUCUGGAUGAAGAACUUCAUCAUUUGUAGAAAACGUGGAUUUCUUAAGUUUGUUAUAUCCUUGUAUUCAUGUCUUAUUGGUUUGCUGUUCAAUCAGUCUUAUUUGAUGUACAAUGAUACUUUUGAUCAAUUGUUUCAUAA